AUGCUAGUCGCGCCGCGCCGCGCCGCCGGCAGCGCGCGGGCUUUGGGCCUCUUCGCCGGCGUCGAGGCCGUGCCCCAGGACCCGAUCCUCGGCCUCGUCGCCGAGUUCAAGGCCGACGCCUUCCCGGCCAAGGUGAACCUCGCCCAGGGCGCCUACCGCACCGAGGGCGGCGAGCCGCUGCUCCUCGAGGCCGUCAGGGAGGCGGAGCGGCGCGUCGUCGCCCGGGGCGCGUCGAAGGAGUACCUGCCCGUCGAGGGCCUCCGGAGCUUUGUCGACGCGGCCGCGGCGUUCGCGCUCGGCGCCGACUCGCCGGCGCUCCUCGACGGGCGCGUCGCGUCGCUCCAGGCGCUGUCGGGCACGGGCUCGCUGCGCGUCUGCGCGGAGAUGCUCCGGGACGUCGCCGGCGUCGCCGAGGUGCACCUGCCGCGGCCGUCCUGGGCGAACCACGCCGCGAUCUUCGCCAAGGCCGGGCUCGCCGUCGGGGACUACGCGUACCUCGACGCGACGCGGACGUCCCUCGACUUUGAAGCCAUGGUCGCGGACCUCGAACGGCUCCCGCCCGACUCCGUCGUCCUCAUGCACGCCGCGGCCCACAACCCGAGCGGCGUCGACCCGACGCGCGACCAGUGGCGGGCGCUCGCGGACCUCUUCGCGGAGAAAAAACUCGUCCCCCUCUUCGACACGGCCUACCAGGGCUUCGCGUCGGGCGACGAGGAGGCCGACGCCUUCGCCGUGCGACUCUUCGAGGCCCGGGGCCACGCGCCCAUCCUCUGCCAGUCCUUCGCGAAGAACCUGGGCCUCUACGGCGAGCGCGUCGGCGCGGUCCACGUCGUCUGCGACUCCGAGGCCGAGGCGGCGAACCUGCUGUCGCGCGUCAAGCAGCUCGUCGUGCGACCCAUGUACUCGAGCCCGCCACUCCACGGAGCGAGCCUCGCCGCGGAGGUGCUCGGCGACGGCGAGCUCCGGGAGCGGUGGCGCGGCGAGCUCCUCGCGAUGGCGCAGCGCAUCGUCGACGUCCGCGCCGCGUUGCGGGGCGAGCUCGAGCGCCUCGACGCGGCGCCGCCGGGCGCCCACGGCUGGCGGCACAUCACGGACCAGAUCGGCAUGUUCGCCUUCACGGGCCUCACCGCGCCGCAGGUCCGGUCCAUGCGCGCGGUGGAGCACGUCUACUGCACGGAGAACGGCCGCAUGAGCCUCGCGGGCCUCGCCGCCGCGGACGUGCCCUACGUCGCCGCCGCCGUCAAGCGCGCCACGGACGCGAUCCCCUACGAGGCGCGCGUCGCCGUCGCCGCGUGA
Aureococcus anophagefferens is the source of this 1296-nucleotide messenger RNA. RefSeq lists its product as hypothetical. The coding region runs from base 1 to 1296 and encodes 431 amino acids. Gene Ontology annotation, biological process: biosynthetic process; amino acid metabolic process. The record is from RefSeq and is a predicted model, not a curated record. Gene Ontology annotation, molecular function: pyridoxal phosphate binding; L-aspartate:2-oxoglutarate transaminase activity. The transcript has 2 exons. NCBI's taxonomy places the organism in Eukaryota, Pelagophyceae, Pelagomonadales, Pelagomonadaceae. Gene Ontology annotation, cellular component: mitochondrion.